Molecule: messenger RNA, 1380 nt
Organism: Penicillium macrosclerotiorum
Lineage: Eukaryota; Fungi; Ascomycota; Eurotiomycetes; Eurotiales; Aspergillaceae
Exons: 1
Coding region: 1-1380 (459 amino acids)
Source: RefSeq, a predicted model, not a curated record
AUGGCGCCUUCACACUCGUUUCUAUCAUUCUUGUCGUUCGCUUGGAUCGGGGUCUUGCUGGCACCACUCGUUUGCGCCGCGCCCUGGAUCGUGACUGAUGAAUAUCAGGAGGUCCGCGUUACUAAUUAUCCAGAAUACUACAAUAGCGAGUUCUAUCCGGCCACCGUGACCACCUCGAUUGAGGAGAUCAUUCCUACCGUCACGUCGCUGCCGUCGGCCCUGUCGACCUCCACCAACGUCGAGACAUACGGAUAUGAGACCGUGACGAUCAUCGAGAAACUGUACCCCUCCGGUGCAGUGGGCACUCCAGUGCCCAAAUCGGCCUACAAUGACUAUUACUAUUAUUACAAUACCGGUCACACUACCAUCUUCAUGGUGAACCUGGUCUUCACUGCCCCCACCGGUUGCUCCACUCAAUUCACCCGCACGUCCGCUGUCUCGGUCGACCCCAGCCAGAAGACCGUCGAGCGACUGCUUCCCAAGACCUCUGUCUCAACUUCUUACUCGGUCUACAACACACAGCCCUUCCAGUCUGCGACCCGCACUUACGUAUAUGUCUGGGUCGACCCAACUCAGGUUCCAACGGAGACCCUCUACUCUCUCAGCGACUACAGCUACCCGACAUCCUUAUACGUCGGCAGCGACUGCCAGUACGAAGGACACGGAUACGGUUCGAGCUAUCGCUAUAAUGACUACUAUUACGACUACGGGGUGACGAUCUCGCCGAUUGCAAUCAUCAUCAUCUGCGUGCUCGGCUGGAUCGUGCUCAUGUUCCUGUUCGGCAUCCUGGAAGCAUGGAUCCGAUUUCGGCGACUGAUGACAGGCUGGCAGACCCGGCGUGGGCUGCCGGUGUGCUGGGCGCUGACGAUCAUGCCAUUCACGCUGUUCUGUCUGUGCUGCUUCCGUAAGGGCUUCCGCGCGCGCACGGCGCACGACUCGGCCGUGCUGCAGCAGCGCUGGAAGAACAUGAGCGCCUGGACCAAGUUCAAGCUCUUUUGGGUCUGGGGCUUCCGCUACAAGUACCCGCCCAUCCUAGGCCCGGCGCCAGCGCGCGUCAACCCGAGCAAGCGGCCGGGCAAGCACCCGGGACCCCCGAUGGGCCCGCCGCUGCUUUACCAGACGCCGCCACAAACGGGAGCGUAUCCGCCGGUGUCACCGGUAGUAUCGUUGAACCGAGGUCCUGGACCGGAAAUGGGCCAAGUGCAGUCGCAGCACCAGGCUAGUCCCGUUGUUCCUGAGGCGUCGGGUGCGCUAGCGAGUGAAAGCCAGGCACAACCGCAGACUCUAGCUCCGGCUCCGACUCAGACUCCGACUCAGCCGCAGCCACAGCCACAGCAGGCGCAGGGCCAUCAUAACGACGAGGUUGGUCGGGCACAAUAG